AUGAACUUUAUGAAUACUCAUUCAUAAUUCAACUUUUCAAGGAAAUCAUUGCCUAGACCUUUGAUAUCGAGGCAGCUGACAAGGGAGAAGAGUUAACCAAGUUGUAAUCAGAAAGCCCCCUCAGUAAGUUACUAAUAUGAGUGAUUUAGGUUUAAUUUCGUAUCUCCAAUACGAAUUAUCAAAUGAAUAGGGAGAUGAUUUAAAAAGCUAAUGGAAAUUAUUUUAGUCAGCAUGAUGAUACAAGUGGUAGCACGAAGAUGUCGAAAGCACACAUUUAAUAACUGUUGAAAAAGAAUGAAAUAGAAUUUAAGUAGUCUUUAUUUGAUCAGGAAGAUAAAGAGGAAGAACUCUAAUUUAUAUUAUUAUGUUAAACACUUGAAAAACUGUUGUGA
Messenger RNA from Paramecium octaurelia, 392 nucleotides. Lineage: Eukaryota; Ciliophora; Oligohymenophorea; Peniculida; Parameciidae. The record is from the annotation of a GenBank genome assembly.